GCGACCCCCAUAUUAUCAUCCGGGUACUGUUGCCUGGACAACACCAGACGCCAUAUUUGUUUGUUGUAGUAGUUCAUACAUCUUCCAGAAGUCAUGCCACCCAAAAAGAAAAGUGGGAAAAAGGGGAAGAAGGGGAAAAAGUCGGGAAAGGCGAAAACCCCCACUGUCAUUGAUGGCAUCCCUACAGAGGAGAUGACCAAAGAACAGCUGGAGGAACAUGUAGUACGUCUGAGAGAAGAGUUGGAUCGUGAGAGAGAGGAGCGAAAUUACUUCCAGUUGGAAAGAGACAAAGUGAAUACAUUUUGGGAAAUAACCAAACGACAGCUGGAUGAAAGAAAGGCAGAAAUCAGGAACAAAGACAGGGAGAUGGAAGAUGCUGAGGAAAGGCAUCAAGUAGAAAUAAAGGUGUAUAAACAAAAAGUAAAGCACUUGUUGUUUGAGCACCAGAAUAACAUAUCAGAUCUGAAGGCUGAUAAUGUGUGUGCCCUGAAACUGGCUCAGGAGGAUCACAGGGAUGAAGAAAAGAAAUUAAGGAAAGAUAAGAGAGCCCUCAAAGUCACUCUGAAAGAGGAGGAACUCUCCCAUGAAGACAUCAUCAAGAAUCUGAAAAAGAAACAUGAUGAACAAAUUACCCAGUUAAGAAGUGACUUUGAAAGACAAGCAAGAGAAAUAGAGGCCAAAUAUGAAAAGAAGAUGAGGACAUUGAGAGAUGAACUUGAUUUACGUCGCAAAACAGAAAUUCAUGAAAUUGAGGAGAGAAAGAAUGGACAGAUUAAUGAACUUAUGAAAACUCAUGAGAAGGCCUUUACAGACAUCAAAAACUAUUACAAUGAUAUCACUCUAAAUAACUUGUCUCUCAUCAAUACACUGAAGGAACAAGUUGAAGAAUCAAAGAAGAAGUAUGAGCAUAUGGAGAAGGAUCGUGCGGAAGUGAUGGCCGAGAACAAACGAUUGUUGGAACCACUACGAGAGGCCAAGGAACAGGUGGACUUACUGAGGAAAAAACUAGCAAACUAUGAGAAGGACAAAGAAACUCUCAGAAUGACAAAGGCCAGGUUAAAGGUGACAGAGGAGGAACAAAGAGCUCUCAAAUGGGAGCAUGAGGUUCUGGAGCAAAGAUUUGAGAAGACUCAGGAUGAACGAGAUGACUUGUACAGGAAGUUUGUGAAAGCUAUCCAUGAAGUGCAGCAGAAGAGUAACUUCAAGAAUCUCUUACUGGAGAAGAAGUUGGGGGCCUUGGCUGAUACACUCGAGAAGAAGGAAGCCCAGCUCAAUGAGGUUCUCUCUGCCUCUAAUCUUGAUCCAACAGCCCUUACAGUUGUCACCAGAAAACUGGAGGAUGUCCUUGAUUCUAAGAAUAGCGCCAUCAAAGAUCUACAAUAUGAGCUGGCUAGAGUUUGCAAAGCACACAAUGAUCUGCUAAGGACAUACGAGGCCAAACUAACACAAUUCGGAAUCCCCACAGAAGAACUUGGCUUCAAACCUCUGGAGAGUACUGUGGGAGGUCAAGCCCUUGGACAGGGACCAGCAGGGCUUGUAUCAGCCCCCUCCUAGAUUUGACAUUGUGUCCCAUUCAAUCCGUCCACUUGCUGUUAACUAUAAACUAUAUUAUAAAAGGAUAAAUUACUUCAUGACAGGAGAAAAUUGAAACAAAAAAUAAUGGGAAGUAUUACUUCCUUAACUAUAAAGCUGUUGUGUAAAGAGCGAAUUUUUGUAAUCCCGUAAGCCGAAAGUUUUAACUUAUAUACAAUUCUUUUAUUAUGUAUUUUGAUGAAUCAUGUCUGUGAUUGUGUUUUUCUGUACAAAUGGUGUAUGAAAGCUACCCUGUGACAGGUAUAUCAGAAUAAAACUGUGAUAACUCUGAAA
Molecule: messenger RNA, 1866 nt
Organism: Ostrea edulis (European flat oyster)
Lineage: Eukaryota; Metazoa; Mollusca; Bivalvia; Ostreida; Ostreidae
Product: dynein regulatory complex subunit 4-like
Exons: 10
Coding region: 94-1554 (486 amino acids)
Biological process (GO): cell motility
Cellular component (GO): Golgi apparatus; microtubule; motile cilium
Molecular function (GO): small GTPase binding; microtubule binding
Source: RefSeq, a predicted model, not a curated record